GCCGGCUGCAAACCGGUUGUUAUCGCCUCGGCCGUAGCAGGAAGCUGUUAAGCGGAGCUGGCACCGGCUGGUUGGUUGCUCGGUCUGCGAGGUUUUUCCAGCCAUGGCUCGGUUCGCGGCGCUCCUACUUUUACCGGUUCUCAUUGAGUCGGCGUCCUCCAUCUCCUUCUCCUUGCCGGUCAACUCGAGGAAGUGCCUGCGGGAGGAGAUCCACAAGGACGUGCUGGUCACCGGGGAGUACGAGAUCAGCGAGUCGACGAACACCAAAACCAACCUGAAGAUCACAGAUUCCGCCGGGCAUUUGCUGUACACCAAGGACGAUGCCACCAAAGGGAAGUUUGCGUUCACCACGGAGGACUACGACAUGUUUGAGGUGUGCUUUGAGAGCAAGUCGCCCAUGGGAACUGGAAGAGUGCCGGACCAGUUGGUCCACCUGGACAUGAAGCACGGCGUGGAGGCCAAGAACUACGAAGAGAUCGCCAAGGUGGAAAAGCUGAAGCCUCUGGAGGUGGAGCUGCGGCGACUGGAGGACCUCUCGGAGUCCAUCGUCAACGACUUUGCGUACAUGAAGAAGCGAGAGGAGGAGAUGAGGGACACCAACGAGUCCACCAACACGCGCGUGCUCUACUUCAGCAUCUUCUCCAUGUGCUGCCUGAUCGGGCUGGCCACGUGGCAGGUGUUCUACCUGCGCCGCUUCUUCAAGGCCAAGAAGCUCAUCGAGUAGAAGGCCAGCGAGGGCUCUUCAGAAUCCGGCUCCUUCGCCGGGCUCUGCCGACGCGUCCUAACAAGCAUCCUCCGCGGACGGCGAGUGACGUUUUGGGUGGGGGGAAGGGGUGGUGGGGCGGGGAGGGGGGUGCUUCAAAUUCUAUUUUUUCAAAGAUGCCGGACUAACAGGAGAAAACCCAUUGGGCCUGCUUUGUUUUGUGGUUUGAAACAUGACAAGCGCGCCGUACGAGGCGCGUCUGUCCGCACUGUUCCCAAAUGUUCCGGCUUCUCACCGACGACGAGCUCGGUUUUGUUUGGAGCGGACGUGCCACGGGAAUGUUGCCGAGGAGUUCCUCUUUUUCCAGUGAAGGCUAUUUGAACGUGCGCUUUGUUUGUGACGUCGCUGUACUUACUACUUCUUCUGUGUUAAGUCGCUCCAUUCGCGUACUUGUCUUUUUCUUUGGAUUUUUGUUUUCAUGCUGUAAAUGCCCUGUGUCACAAUCUGCGUUUAUUUUUGUUUGAAUGGGUUUGUCACUGUAAUAUUGUCCUUUUAGUAACGAAUUAGGUCACCAUCUUUGAACUCCGGCAUGUUAUGAUUCUGCCACUCACCAAAAAUGGCCGACAACGAGCGGUAUUUGUAAACAGCCUGGACGAGACCUGAUUUGUAUGUGAAGUCUGCUCUCCAGGCAUUUACACACUGCUAGCUAAAUUAAACAUUUGACGCCAUUAACAAGCAACUCUUCCCAAUUUCUAGUACUUGCAGAUCCAUCCAAUGUAUGUUAGUUUUUGAUUUUUGUUCUCUUUAGAGCUACUUAGGAGGCGUGGUUACGUGGGUUUAUGGGAGGUUUGCUGCUGAUCUGAUGGGCUUAAUUAUGAAGGCGUCUGCCAUGGGGAUCUUUUAAAUGGCGACCGUGUGCAUUACGAAUGCGCAAUUGGUGAUUUUUAUGUUGACUGGUGCAUUUUGUAAAUUUGUGUUGGGCUUUUACUCAAUAAAGUAUUGGAUGGA
Molecule: messenger RNA, 1711 nt
Organism: Phyllopteryx taeniolatus (common seadragon)
Lineage: Eukaryota; Metazoa; Chordata; Actinopteri; Syngnathiformes; Syngnathidae
Gene: tmed10
Product: transmembrane p24 trafficking protein 10
Exons: 5
Coding region: 104-724 (206 amino acids)
Biological process (GO): endoplasmic reticulum to Golgi vesicle-mediated transport; intracellular protein transport; Golgi organization
Cellular component (GO): COPII-coated ER to Golgi transport vesicle; endoplasmic reticulum; endoplasmic reticulum-Golgi intermediate compartment
Source: RefSeq, a predicted model, not a curated record